This is a messenger RNA of Penicillium cataractarum, 2799 nucleotides long. Its product is annotated as plasma-membrane proton-efflux P-type ATPase. Gene Ontology annotation, biological process: regulation of intracellular pH; proton export across plasma membrane. The coding region runs from base 1 to 2799 and encodes 932 amino acids. Gene Ontology annotation, molecular function: ATP binding; P-type proton-exporting transporter activity; ATP hydrolysis activity. The record is from RefSeq and is a predicted model, not a curated record. Gene Ontology annotation, cellular component: plasma membrane. The transcript has 4 exons. NCBI's taxonomy places the organism in Eukaryota, Fungi, Ascomycota, Eurotiomycetes, Eurotiales, Aspergillaceae.
AUGUCGCUUAGCAGCCACCUUCCAGAUCACGCAAGUGACCAGGAGGACAAGGAUGCUUUGGCAACUUCUGCAGCCUCUGACCGUUGCAAUUCUGAGAGUUCUGGCGGUGUCAGGCUUGACGAUUUUGUUCAACGAGAGUCUACUCAACAGGAGUCUGUUGCAGACAUUGAGCUUCUCAUCACUGAGCUUGAGGAGGAGGAUGGUAAGGGGCCUGACCCAGAGGUUAUCACCAUUGCUGAAGGGACUGGCCUUCGCUAUCAUGCUGGGCUGCUUGAAACCAACCUCAACUUGGGCUUGAAUGAUGCAGAGGUCAUCGCUGCACGCCGCAAGUAUGGCAGAAACUGCCUGAGGCAGGAACACCGAAACAACCUGGUGAAGUUCUUGAUGCUCUUUGUCGGACCUGUGCAGAUUGUCAUGCUGUGCUCUGCAUUGCUGGCUAGCGGCUUGCAGGAUUGGGUUGACUUCGCUGUUAUCUGCAGUCUGCUGAUGCUCAAUGCAGUCGUCAGCUUUGCCCAGGAAUUUCAUGCUGGAAACAUUGUUGACAGCCUCAAGGAGACACUGGCUCUCAAGGCUACUGUGACCCGAAACGGGCAUAUGCUGGAGAUUGCUGCAGAGGAAGUGGUCCCUGGUGAUGUUGUCCACCUCGAAGAUGGCACAAUCAUUCCAGCCGAUGGUGUCAUGCUCAGUGAAGGAGCUCACCUACAAGUCGAUCAGUCAUCCAUCACCGGUGAAUCUCUCGCAGUCGAUAAGCACCACAAUGACAAUUGCUUCGCCUCAUCCACUGUCAAGCGGGGAAUCGCCCGCAUGAUUGUAACUGCAAUUGGGGACCAGACUUUUGUUGGACGGGCUGCAGCACUCGUGAUUCUUGCAGAUGGCGGAGCUGGUCAUUUCACCGUGGUCCUGAAUGGCAUCAGUAUGAUUCUUCUGGCGCUCGUGACCAUCACUCUCUUCGUGGUCUGGGUGGCAUCCUUUUACCGGUCAAACCCAAUCAGAGACAUUCUGGAUUUCACUCUGGCAAUCACCGUCGUUGGAGUCCCAGUUGGUCUUCCGGCUGUUGUCACCACCACAAUGGCUGUCGGUGCAUCCUACCUAGCCAAGCGACAAGCGGUUGUGCAAAAGCUAUCCGCCAUCGAGUCACUGGCAGGAGUUGAGAUCCUCUGUUCGGACAAGACCGGCACUCUGACCCGCAACAAGCUUGCCCUUGGCGACCCGUACACAACUCCCAAUGUGACCGAGAGCGAGAUCAUGUUAACUGCUUGCCUGGCCGCAAGUCACAAGAAAAGAGCAAUCGAUGCCAUCGAUAGAGUCUUCCUCAAAGCUCUCAGGGCGUAUCCAGAGGUAAAGGCGGCGAUUGGAUCAUACAAGGUCAUCGAGUUCCACCCAUUUGAUCCGGUUUCCAAGAAAGUCACGGCUAUUGUUGAGUCACCUCAAGGCGAGCGAAUUAUCUGUGUCAAGGGCGCACCGCUCCCAGUGCUGCGAACUGUCAAGGAUGAUCACCCCAUCGACGGGCUGGUUGAAACAGCAUACCUUGAGAAGGUCACUGAGUUUGCCAGCCGUGGAUUCCGUGCCCUUGGUGUUGCUCGCAAGAUCGAUAACCAGCCUUGGCAAAUUCUGGGAAUUGUACCAUGCUUGGACCCUCCUCGCCACGACACCGCAAAGACCAUUGCAGAGGCCCAGCGACUCGGGCUUUCCAUCAAAAUGCUGACUGGAGAUGCUGUGGGUAUUGCACGCGAGACUGCUCGUCAACUCGGACUUGGCACCAACAUCUAUAAUGCGGAACGCCUGGGGGUGACUGGUGCUGGUGACAUGCCUGGCUCUGAAGUCAAUGACUUUGUCGAGGCUGCGGAUGGCUUUGCGGAGGUAUACCCUGAACACAAGUACAGCGUUGUGGAGAUUCUCCAAAAGCGAGGUCACCUGGUGGCCAUGACUGGAGAUGGUGUCAAUGAUGCUGCAUCGCUGAAGAAGGCUGAUACUGGUAUUGCGGUCGAGGGUGCUUCUGAUGCUGCUCGCUCAGCUGCGGACAUUGUCUUCAUGGCUCCCGGUUUGUCGGCCAUUAUUGACGCCAUCAAGCUCUCCCGUCAGAUCUUCCACCGCAUGUACUCGUAUGUGAUUUAUCGCAUUGCAUUGUCACUGCAUCUGAUGAUCUUCUUUGGCUUGUGGAUUAUCUCCAUGAACGCAGUCAUGGAUCUUCGUUACGUUGUCCUGGUCGCCAUCUUUGCCGACAUUGCCACGCUGGCAAUUGCCUAUGACAAUGCGCCUUUCUCGAUUUCCCCAGUCAAAUGGAACCAGCCCAAGUUGUGGGGCAUUUCCAUCAUCAUGGGCUUCAUCUUGGCAGCUGGAUCCUGGAUUGCGUUCGGCACCAUGCUUCUGCAUGGGGAGGGGGGCGGUCUGGUACAAAACUUCGGAGAUCGUGACUCGGUGAUGUUCCUUGAGAUCACCCUGACUCAGAACUGGCUGAUCCUGGUCACUCGCCAUAUCGAUGGGCCCUUCUGGAAGAACCUGCCAUCCUUGCAGCUGCUGAUGGCGGUUCUGGCCGUCGAUAUCACGGCGACGCUGAUGGUGGUCUUCGGCACGUUUGCCCACCCGGCAACCUCCAUCGUUGCCGUGAUUCGGACCUGGGUGUUCUCCCUCGGUGUUGUUGUUAUACUCGGAAUCGUGUAUAACUUCCUGCAGAACUCGCAGGGGUUCGACGACCUGAUGCACGGUCGUAGUCUGCGAGCCAAGGCUCGAGAGCGGUCCUGGGAGGACUUUUUGCUCUCUCUGCAGCGGGUUUCGGCCCAGCACGAGAGAUCGACUUGA